CGUUGAGAGAGUGUCGUUGCGAGGCACCAGACCCUGAUAUUCCCCAAAAUUAACACUUGAGACUACAUAUCAUCGCCACAACGAGUGUUUAUUUGUAAAGUGAAUAAGCGAUCGAACCCAGCUAUGAUUGACUCUGAACGGGGUGGGCUUCAAUUAGUGGCGUACCUAAAUAAUUGUCUUCUGUCGCAAGAUUAAGCUUGUGAAACGAAGCGGAAAAUAAACAAUAAGGUUUUUCAUCAAAUUGGACAGUGCAAGAAUAGGCGAAUGAAGUGACACAUUUGGAUUUUCAUUCCAGCGAUAAGAAUAGAACAUAGUGUGACUUGUGGAGUGUGAAUAUUCGUCAUGAGAACAACGAUAAUGGCAACUUUUGCAUUUAUUUUUACAACCAUCGCAACUGCGGCCAUAUUCGCUGAAGGCAAGUCAAGUCAAUCUUCGGACUCAAAGGCGGAGUACAACAAUGAGCUCAACUUUCCGCGCUUCGCCGAACCCAUUCCAAAUAUCACCGUGUCAGUGGGUCGUGAUGCACUUCUGGCGUGUGUUGUGGAUAAUCUGAAGGGCUACAAGGUGGCAUGGGUUCGAGUGGAUACCCAGACAAUUCUAUCCAUUCAUCACAACGUCAUCACGCAAAAUCCCAGGAUUACGCUCUCCUACAACGAUCACAGAUCGUGGUAUCUGCAGAUAAAGGAGGUGGAGGAGAACGACAGAGGGUGGUACAUGUGCCAAAUCAACACAGAUCCCAUGCGAUCGAGGAAAGGCUACCUGCAGGUCGUCGUGCCACCAGUGAUCCUGGAGCAGUACACCAGCAACGAUAUGGUGGUGCGAGAGGGCUCAAAUGUAACGCUAAAUUGCAGGGCGAGGGGAUAUCCUGAGCCAUACAUCAUGUGGCGUCGAGAGGAUGGCAGUGAAAUGUCCAUCGGCGGCGAAAAUGUGGCCGUAGUUGAUGGAGAAGUGCUGUCGAUUGUGAAAGUGAGUCGACUCCAUAUGGCGGCUUAUUUAUGUGUCGCCUCCAACGGGGUGCCACCGUCAGUGAGUAAAAAAUUGGAGCUCCGUGUUCAGUUUCCGCCCAUGCUGUCGAUUCCCAAUCAGCUCGAGGGCGCAUACACUGGCCAGGAUGUCACCCUGGAGUGCCACACGGAAGCAUAUCCGGCAUCGAUAAAUUAUUGGACGACAGAUCGCGGAGAUAUGAUAAUAUCAGACACUUCCCGCGCAGGAGACAAAUUCGAGACGCUGUCCAUCAGCAACGGCUACAGCAAGUACAUGAAACUGAAGAUUCGCAGUGUCGGCGCCAAGGACUUUGGCUCGUAUCGAUGCGUGGCGAAGAAUUCACUCGGGGAAACAGAUGGUCUCAUAAAGCUCGAUGAAAUUCCCGCUCCAACAACCCCAAUGACAACGGAAAUCUAUCAGUUGAAUCGGUCACGGGUGAAGAAUCGAAAGAAGUACGAUUUCGUCACCAUUGGCGACUAUGGUGUGGAGGAGUGGCGCGAUAACAAUGACUACAAUGGGGACUUUUCGUUGCCAUCGCGAGGUCCGCCACCCAUUCGGCAUCCACCAGGUGCAUAUCAUAACAGCUCCCAUUCACCGCUGCUCACCACACCAUCCACUUGCCUCGUGAUACUCGCAAUCCUUCUCGCCGCCAUGAAUGCGAUGCUCCUGAGAUGAGAACAUUCCUCACCAGCGGCCACAGAGCAGCAUUUUGCCACACUCUUCCCGUAAGUUCAUCACAUUUCCUCCAUGGUUGCAUUCAGUGAGGGCGCAUAAGCAGAGGAAUUUGAGUCAAACUCAUCUUCAUGCACAGUUUAUUUGACGAUGAAGGCAUUAACCCGUAAAAAAAAAUGAUGGAAAUCUUAUAAAUAAGUGACAAAUCUCUGUUGAAGCUCUUGAUGAAAAAACAGUCAUUUCUUUCUGCGGUGCUAAAGUGUAAUUUAAUAUUGAUUAUACCGAGACGUAAAUAGUUAAGAGAUGUCCUACUGAGGAGGGUUAUUUGGGUUUUAAGUGAUCUCUUUUGUACUACUCUCCCAAAGCAUCAUUCUUUAAACCUAUUGUCAAUUCAUGAGGGCAGAAGGGAUGUUUGUAUAAAUUUGUGAUUACCAUUCUAAAAGAUAAUCCGUGUAGCUUCAUUUAGAAGACCAUCAAAUGAGUACUUGUUAGAUGACACACCCGGCCAGACAUUUCUUUCUAUACUUCGUCCCUCCCCUACAUAGGAAUAUACUAUGUUGACAGAGGAUCUAACCAGACUGUUAUUUCACAACACAUAAAAUAAAGGAAAUGCUAUAGCAAUUUUUCUUCCGGUAAUAAACGAAAAUGAAAGUUAUAGUUGUACUAGAAAUAUCAUUGACUCCUUAUACAUAAAACAUUUAAAGGCUUUGUAAAUUGUAAAUAAUAAAUGAGGUAUAUAUUUA
Molecule: messenger RNA, 2399 nt
Organism: Phlebotomus argentipes
Lineage: Eukaryota; Metazoa; Arthropoda; Insecta; Diptera; Psychodidae
Gene: DIP-kappa
Product: lachesin
Exons: 12
Coding region: 343-1659 (438 amino acids)
Cellular component (GO): neuron projection
Source: RefSeq, a predicted model, not a curated record